UGUAAAUAUACAUUGACUGCAGAUUUGAUGAUUUUAUGUUCAAAAUGUGUUCCUUAUCUAUCAUGAUUUUUUUUCUCAUCACAGUUAAUUCGAUGUCGUUAGCAGAAUCUACUUCAUUAGCUACAGGUAUAACAUGUUCUUCUGAUGAGUUCAGGUGUGACUCUGGCCAGUGUGUUCAUAUAAGAUGGAGAUGUGACAGAGAGAGAGAUUGUUCUGACGGCUCGGAUGAACUUAAGUGCAAUUAUAAUCCAACAUGUGUUAAAGAUCAAAAACGAUGUUUUAACGGUAAAUGUAUGCCAUCAAAAUGGUUUUGUGAUGGUGAAGAUGAUUGUGGUGAUGGAAGCGAUGAACAGAACUGUCCAUCCACAUGCCCUGCCGAACAGUUUAAAUGUACAAAUGGAAAGUGUAUACACAUUACAUGGCGAUGCGAUGGAGAUGAAGAUUGCGAUGACCACAGUGAUGAAGAAAGCUGUGAAACAAAUUCUCCUAAAUACUUCUGUAAGGAGACAGAAUGGCAAUGUAAACACAAAAAUCAGUGCAUUCUUGCGAAUUGGAGAUGUGAUGGCGAAGCAGAUUGUUUUGAUGGUUCUGAUGAGGUUAACUGUACAUACACAUGUGGUGGUGACCAGUUUCAGUGUGAUAAUAAUCAAUGUAUAGCAAACACAUCAAAAUGUGAUGGUCUCCAAGACUGUACAGACAGUUCCGAUGAGUCAAAUUGUAGUACAUCUAAUUCAUGUACGAUAAAAAAUGGGGGAUGUGAUCAUAUUUGUAAUGAAAAUGGUGAAUCAAAGGAUCUUUGUUCAUGUAGAAAAGGAUACAAACUUGAAGAAAAGACCAGAUGUGUUAAUAUUGACGAAUGUACAGUUAGCAGAGCUCCCAUUUGUUCACAAUUAUGUAUUGAUAAACAGGGAACUUAUGAAUGUGAAUGUAUUGAAGGCUAUAAUACGAGCGUCGUAGCCGGUGAUGUAGCUGGUGCAACAACAUGUAAAGUGAAUGGUCCAAGACCGUGGUUAUUGCUCGCAAAUAGAUUCGAUAUAAGAAAGUUUGAAGUUGGUACUUGGUUGCAAGAAACGUUGGUGGAUGGACUAUCCAAUGCUGUUUCUGUUGAUUUUUACAGAGAUAAAUAUGUAUAUUGGUCCGAUGUGUCAAUACAACAAAUAGCUAGAUCUGAAAUAAAGAAUGGUAUUAUGAGCAAGAAACAAGUUAUUGUAAAUGAGGAUAUAGAAACACCUGAUGGUAUUGCUAUAGAUUGGAUCCAUGACAAUUUGUACUGGACAGACACGGGAAUAGAUACUAUUCAAGUAUCCAAUCUCGAAGGCGAUAAAAAGGCAACAAUAAUUGAUAAUGAUCUAGAUGAACCAAGAGGAAUCGCUUUAGAUCCAAUACAUGGAUAUUUUUACAUGACGGACUGGGGAAAAAACCCAAAGAUAGAAAGAAUCGGUAUGGAUGGAUCAACCAGAAAAAUAAUUACAACUGAUGUGGCAUGGCCUAACGCUAUAACUAUUGAUUACAUUGAUAGUAGAAUUUUUUGGAUUGAUGCUAAACUACAUACCAUCAUGUCUGCUGAUUUUGAUGGUGCUCGAAUCCGUACCGUAUUACAUAAUACUGCACAGAUAUCUAUUCCAUUUUCUAUGGCUGUAUUUGAGGAUAAUAUUUUUUGGACAGACUGGUCAGGAGAAGAUAUUUGUAUGGCUCAUAAAUAUACAGGAAAAAACUACAAAAAAAUGGUACUAGGUCUUAAUUCACCAAUGGGUAUCAAAGUGUAUCAUGAAUCUCUACAAAAUGUAGGACACAAUGUAUGUGAUGACAAUAAGGUGAACUGUGAAUACUUGUGUUUACCAAAACCACGUGUACUAUCAGACGAUUCAACUUCAUUGUCGUAUACAUGUGUUUGUCCAGAUAACAAGAACAUAUCACACAACGGUCACACAUGCGUUCCUGAAGAUAUGGAUACAACUGAAGUGGCGACAAUGACAACAUCAGAGAGAACUGUAUCCGGUAACACAAACAUACUAACUACAAAAUCAUCGGCUGAAUCCCAACCAACAUCCAUGACGACACUUAGAGCUGAUAAAAAACUCACGAUCAAUUCAACAUGCGAAAAUACUAAUGAGUGCAGUGGAAAACUUUUAUGCAUAGAUGGUAUUUGUCAGUGCUGUAAACAGUUUGCUUGGAAUGGAACUAUUUGUGUCAAAAAGGAAGAAAUGGGCAAAGUUUGCACAGAUUCAGUUAAAUGUCAAGAAAAUUUGGAAUGUAUAAGUAGCAGAUGUAGUUGCAACCGCUCAACAUAUUGGAACGGUAUAAGGUGUGUCCGAAAGAAAGAAAUGGGCAAAGUUUGCACAGAUUCAGUGGAAUGUCAAGACGAUUUGGACUGUAUAAGUAGCAGAUGUAGUUGCAACAGCUCAACAUAUUGGAACGGUAUAAGGUGUAACCGAAAAUUACCUUCAGAAUGUGCAGAUAUUUCUAGUGAUAAGGAUGGUGUAUAUUUUGUCUACCCUAAAGGCAAAAUGACGUCUCAUAAAAUAUCUGUUUACUGUAUCAUGAACGGAUACAAGAAAUGGACAGUAAUACAGAAGAGAACUGAUGGAUCUGUGGACUUUUUCAGAACGUGGUCGGAAUAUUCAAACGGAUUUGGAAGAGUAGAUAAAGAGCACUGGCUAGGAAACGAGAAUAUUUACCGUUUAUCUCAAGAUGGCACACAUGAACUUAGCAUUGUCUUAGAAGAUUGGGAAGGACAUAUAAUGGAAGCUAAUUAUUCUACAUUUUCAGUAAAGAGUGAAGAAGACAAUUACUCACUCAGUGUGUCAGGAUACUAUGGAAACGCAGGUGAUUGUAUGGACUACCACAACUCUAAAUCAUUUUAUACAAAAGACCGGGACAACAGGAUUGGAUGUGCCGUCAGCAGACAUGGUGGUUGGUGGUAUGACAACUGUUACUUAGCAAACCUAAAUGGGAGGUAUAAUGGAACACAAGAUAAAUACGGAAAAUAUACAGGACUAGUAUGGUAUAAAUGGAAUAAGGGCUAUUCCUUAAAGGCAACGCAGAUGAUGAUCAGAAGGAAAUACAUGAUAACUUGAGUGAAAGAAGUCAACUUAUAUUAUUUUUCUUAAUAAAUGAAUUUGUGUUUUUAA
Molecule: messenger RNA, 3131 nt
Organism: Mytilus trossulus (common blue mussel)
Lineage: Eukaryota; Metazoa; Mollusca; Bivalvia; Mytilida; Mytilidae
Product: low-density lipoprotein receptor-like
Exons: 20
Coding region: 36-3077 (1013 amino acids)
Biological process (GO): receptor-mediated endocytosis
Cellular component (GO): plasma membrane; apical plasma membrane; signaling receptor complex
Molecular function (GO): protein binding; calcium ion binding; hormone binding
Source: RefSeq, a predicted model, not a curated record